AUGGGCAGAGAACUCCAGAAGCGCAAGAAGCGCUCGUCUCGCGCCACCGUCCAGACGCAUACCAUCAAGAAGAAGCACUUGAACCCCCAGGGCAGCGGUAUCGUUGCCAAAGCAUGGAACAAGAAGGAGACCCUCUCGCAGAACUACUCCCGCUUCGGUCUCGUCGCUAAGCUCGGCACCGCCGCCGGCGGCAUGGCCAAGAAGUGCGCUUCCGCCAACUACGCCGGAAUCACCAAGGACGACCCCCUGGCCGUCAAGUCCUCCGACCGCGGCCUGCUGCAGGUGCGCGAGGUCAAGGUGGAGCGUGACGCCUCGGGCAAGAUCGUCAAGAUUUUGCGCCAGGAGAACCCGCUCAACGACCCGCUCAACGAGAUCGAGUCCGACUCCGAAUCCGAGGAACCCAAGCACAACCCGACCCACGACAUCGAAUGGAACGGCAUCAGCGACGACCGUCAGGAGGAGACGAUUGAUCAGAGCAGCCGGCCCGAGGUCAUCCGCAUGCUCGAGGAGGAGGCGUCGCGCCCCGUGGAGAAGACGGUGCGGUACCAGAGCGAGCGCGAGCUCGAGUGGUUGCAGAAGCUGGUGGCCAAGCACGGCGACGAUGUGGCUGCCAUGGUUCGCGAUAUCAAGCUCAACCCUAUGCAGCAGACCAAGGGCGACAUUUCCAAGAGGUUGAAGAAGGCUGGUUUGUUGCAGUGA
Molecule: messenger RNA, 699 nt
Organism: Sordaria macrospora k-hell
Lineage: Eukaryota; Fungi; Ascomycota; Sordariomycetes; Sordariales; Sordariaceae
Biological process (GO): ribosomal large subunit biogenesis
Cellular component (GO): nucleolus
Source: RefSeq, a predicted model, not a curated record